Cooperia oncophora is the source of this 645-nucleotide messenger RNA. Lineage: Eukaryota; Metazoa; Nematoda; Chromadorea; Rhabditida; Trichostrongylidae. The record is from the annotation of a GenBank genome assembly.
AUGAUUAUCAAGUACAUCGAAGUCAACGUCGUUGAACCAGACGCAGCUGAAUUAGACCGGACGAUUGCUGUACUCAACACAGUUCCCGGCGUUUCGGCAAUAAUCGAUCUGGCCUUCCCCUUACUGACAAUAGAUGGAAUGCGAGGGGAACCCGAUGAUGACAUUCUAUUAACCUAUUGCCCAACGCUUUUCGUUGUGGGUUCUGAAGCAUGUGACUACCACGCAGGUGCAAUGAAAUAUAUGCGAUCAAACAUGAUAACGCCUACUGGCCUUGUUGUGAUCGGUCAUGCCAACAACAAUUUGGUCGUUGCCAGUUCCAUUUUGUCCCGUCUACGCAUAACUCAAAAAGUUGUCAACAGAUGCAUUGUGGAGCAGAUCUGUGAUUUCCUCUCCAUGGACUGGACGAAACGCGAGCGAUCUCGUCUUGUUCCCAUGCCCUUGAAUGAUACCUUCAAGGUCGAUUUGAUGCAGCUCAAAAUUGAUGAAAGAGCAGCUCAAGCGAGUAAGAAGCCGAAAGAGGACAGCUUGGCUGAUAGCCGUAGUCGUAAGAAGAAAUUAUCCGGUACUCCCCUACCUUCUCCUAUCCCAAGAGAUGCUUCGCCAUCACCACUUCCUCUUUCGCAGCUGGAUAGCAUGCGAUCGAAC